AACUGCUUCACACUCAGACCUGGUGGCUUUCGACAUUUUUGAUCCAUAGAAAUGGCUUCUUCUUCUUCGUCUCCGUCUCCUACGGCAGCGAUGAAGGAAGGAGAGUACGCAAACUGGGCGGAGCUUCCGCCGGAGCUGACGUCAUCGAUUCUCCACCGGCUCGGCGCGAUCGAGAUAGUGGAAAACGCACAGAAAGUGUGCAGAUCGUGGCGUCGCGUCUGUAAAGACCCCUCGAUGUGGCGCAAAAUCGACAUGCACAACCUCGGAGACUGUGAAGACAUGUACUACGAGAAAUUGUGCCGUCACGCAGUUGAUCUUAGCCGUGGCGAGUUGGUUGAGAUCAACCUCUGCCACUUCGCUACUGAUUCUCUCCUCAAUUACAUCGCCGAUAGUUCAAGUAACCUGAGAAGCCUUAAAGUUGCAAUGUGCUAUGAAAUAACAAGCGAGGGACUUAUGGAAGCAGUUUCGAAACUUCAUUUUCUUGAAGUUCUCGAGGUUUCGUACUGCUCGGGAUCAGGAGAGUCUCUUAAAGUUGUAGGCCAGUCUUGUCCAAAUCUGAAGACUCUGAAGAAAAACUGCGUGGGUUACAAACGUCCUCGAGACGAAUGUGAUGAUGUUGCUCUAGCAAUCGCUGAAACAAUGCCUGGACUUUGCCACCUUCAGCUUUUCGGGGACAGGUUAACAGAUGUUGGGUUAAACGCCAUUCUUGACGGUUGUCCUAACCUGGUACAUCUUGAUCUGCGCCAGUGUUUCAACGUUAACCUUGUUGGGGAUCUGGAGAAGCGGUGUCUCGAGAGGAUUAAAGUUGUGAGAUGUCCUAAUGACACGGUUCAUGAUUACCCAUUCGAUGCAACAGUUAAUGACGUGUGUUCAUCCGACGAUGAAGACCUUUAUGGUUUAUCUGAUGUUGAUAUAAUGUCAGAAGAUGAGUUUUACUAUGAUGACCUCUCAGAUGCCAGUGACAAUUCUGACUUUGACCCGUACUAUUAUUAUUAGCAUGAUCUGUGUUUCUAAACCGUUUUCAAACUCGUUAAUGACUCUCCUUUAAGCAUAUGCUUUACUUUCGUUGGACUUCAUGUGUGUGUCCUUGUGUAAUGUGUGUGUGUGUGACCUUUAGCUGUAUUUUCUAUAUGCCUUUUUCUUUCUGGAAGGUCAAAAUGAUGUGAUUAGUUUCAUC
Raphanus sativus (radish) is the source of this 1177-nucleotide messenger RNA. Its product is annotated as F-box protein SKIP19-like. The record is from RefSeq and is a predicted model, not a curated record. The coding region runs from base 52 to 996 and encodes 314 amino acids. NCBI's taxonomy places the organism in Eukaryota, Viridiplantae, Streptophyta, Magnoliopsida, Brassicales, Brassicaceae. Gene Ontology annotation, molecular function: protein binding. The transcript has 2 exons.